UUCCCUCCAUACCUAUAAUUUAUCAAUGGAAAAUAUUACAAAUAAAUAAUAAUCAUGAUUACAUUACAAAAAACAUUUUUAUAUGUGUCAAUGGCUAGCUUUGUUUUGUUUAUUAUGUACUUCAUCAGCUUAUCUCAAAAUUCUGUGCCGCAUCAAAGACUGUUUACAGAGCAAGGAGCACUUUCUUAUUCAUCCUGGCCUCACUUCAGAUCUAAAUCAAACAAUGAUCAGGCUCUAUACCACAAUUGUUGGAGUAUGGAUGUCAAGCUAGAUGUUCAUGACAUGUUAGUGCAUCAGCUGUCCAAACUUCCCACCUCAAAAGUUGAAUCAUGCCGUGACUUAGAUCUUCUUAUCAAGAGCGUUUAUAGCAUCAACAGCAGAUCAUCAACAAGGCUGGAACUUCCUCCAAUCUUUGCUGCUCAAGUCAAGUCUUGGCUUGGUAACAGUGACAAGCUCCUCCAUAAGUUACAUCAACAGGAAGUAAUCCACGUGUCACAGCAUAUGACAGGCGAGCAUGUUGUCUACAACCCUGUCAGGAGCCACCGUCCAAUGCCUCAUACUGCUGAAUCUGGACAAAUGCUGGUUGACAGACUGGCAUUGGAAACACAAGUUGCUUGUGACUUCUGCAAUGUUGAUACCAGAACUGCCUUUGAUGGUUUUGCCAGACAUGAAACAAACUCAAGUGUACGCGUGAGUAACACUUUUAAGAUGGAGCGCUGGCACUUGAUGGUGGUGACCAAGUCUCCCCAUCACCAUCCCACCAAGAUGUCACGCUCUCUCUACACGGCAUUUGUCAGUGAUGCCGUCCUAUUGGCUCGCGAGAUCAUGGCUACUGAACUUAACAUGAGUCAUCCUCACCUUGCAUGGGACACGCUACCAAAAGCGGGAGCGUCGCAGAUGCACCCACACAUCCACGUGCUGGCCGCUCCUCUCCGCUACUAUGGCUUCACAGAGCUCCUCAGAGAAGCCGGGGAGGUCCACUACCGCAGCACAGGCCGUAACCUCUUCAACUCGAUGCUUGAGGUUCACUGGUCCCUCAACCUCACAGCUUCCUACGGCGACGCCACAGCCCUGGCAAUGCUGUCAGGCAAAGGCGACCUGGAGGUCAUGGUUCUCAGUGAAGAACCUGGCAAUGACCUCUACAGUCUCAUGUACUUCGUAACCAAAGCCUACCACGACUCUUUCGAGCAGUAUUGCUACUCCCUGGUCAUGUCGUGGCACGGCGACAAGAAGAGCAACGUUGGAGUAAUGCCCGCCAUGGCCCGCAUUAUGAGUCGCGGUGACUGCAGCUCUCCAAGAGCUGACUACUCUUCGUUUGAAAUUUAUCAGGCCGUCUACCGCCAGCACGACCCGUGGGAGGUCAUCAACGCUGUUCGCUUAGCUAUCAAGCAAUAUUCCUGAGCACGACACGCCUCUCCUGGGGCUGUACCAUCAAAAAUAGUUAUGAGUUCGUAACUUCGUCAGCCAAUCACCGACAGCCGUAC
This is a messenger RNA of Hyalella azteca, 1484 nucleotides long. RefSeq lists its product as uncharacterized. The record is from RefSeq and is a predicted model, not a curated record. The coding region runs from base 55 to 1401 and encodes 448 amino acids. The transcript is spliced from 10 exons. Lineage: Eukaryota; Metazoa; Arthropoda; Malacostraca; Amphipoda; Hyalellidae.